CUGUUGACGCACAAAUUGUUUAAUAUAAUUUUUGAAAAGUUACAAUAAUAUGGCUGAAAAAGUAUAUGAUAUUUUUAAUUCAUUUCAAGAUUAUCUAAACAAUGAAGAAGAAUUACGUGUGGAAAUCCGUGCUAUUGUCAGAGAUCUUGAGAAAAGUGCCAGAGACAUUCUGAUGAUAUUGCAGAAUAUUCAUAAUGAAAAUAAUAUGGAAGAAAAUAUAAUUGUAUCUCAAUAUUGUGUAACUUCGAGAGAAUUGUUUGAAGAUGUGCGUAAAAGCUAUACAAGACUUGCAGAAAUUGUACCAAAAAACCAAUAUUAUAGAUUUCAUGAACAAUGGCGUGUUGUUACACAAAGAUUAUGUUUUCUAGCUUCUUUAAUAAUAUAUUUAGAGAUUAAUGUUUUGGUUACCAAAGAGACUGCUGCAGAAAUAUUAGGAGUUAAAAAUAGUAGAGAAGAUGGAUUUCACUUGGACUUGGAAGACUAUUUGAUGGGCCUGCUACAAUUAGCUGCAGAACUGAGCCGUUUCGCUAUAAAUAGCGUCACUAAUGGUGAUUAUAAUCGACCUAUAGAAAUAGCACGAUUUGUAAAUGAACUAAAUGCAGGCUUCAAGCUUUUAAAUUUGAAAAACGAUUCUCUAAGAAAACGUUUUGAUGGUUUAAAAUAUGCUGUUAAAAAAGUGGAAGAAGUAGUUUAUGAUCUCAGUAUACGAGGUCUAAAACCAUCUGCAAAUCCAGUUAUUCAAGAAACAGAGUAACUAUUUGUAGGAUCGGGGCCUCGAUACCUAAAUAGGGUACCGACGAGGAAAAAUAGAG
Habropoda laboriosa is the source of this 812-nucleotide messenger RNA. It is a transcript of the gene trsn, whose product is annotated as translin. Gene Ontology annotation, cellular component: nucleus; cytoplasm. NCBI's taxonomy places the organism in Eukaryota, Metazoa, Arthropoda, Insecta, Hymenoptera, Apidae. The transcript is spliced from 5 exons. Gene Ontology annotation, biological process: RNA metabolic process. Gene Ontology annotation, molecular function: sequence-specific DNA binding; single-stranded DNA binding; RNA binding. Bases 50 to 754 code for a protein of 234 amino acids. The record is from RefSeq and is a predicted model, not a curated record.